AUGCCUCGAGUGUCGAAAAAGUUAAAACUACUUAGUGAUAUUGGGGAAUAUGCUGCAGCUACCGCAAUCCUAACUGAAGAUGAGGGAGAAAUCGACCAGCAAAUUCUGGAAUACUUUGAAAUUAUUGCAGUAAUUCAGUCGCAACGGUGUUCUGUUCCGAGAAUUCGAGUCCCAAAAUCAGAUGAAUGGUACCUCAGUGUGUUGGCCUCGUAUGACGACACUCGGUUCAAGAAAUAUCUUCGUGUCACACGAUUUGACUUUGGAAGAAUUCUGGAAAUGAUUAGAUGCCACUCUGUUUUUCAAGAAGUAACGAAGAAACAAAUUCCAAUCGAAAAACAACUAGCAAUUGCUUUAUACAAGUUUGGAACCAACGGUACAGCGUCAGGAGUAGGAAACGUGGCAGCUUUAUUUGGUGUUGGAGACGGUGGCACUGUGAUGAUGUCAGCUCUGCUUCAUUUAAAGAACGAUUGGAUCAAGUGGCCAUCUCAAGAAGACCGGAAGGUUAUCGAAAAUUCAAUGGAAGCUGAGUUGCCAAAGUGCAUCGGUUACAUUGAUGGAAGUCACAUUAAUUUGGAAGAAUCUCCCAACACUGAUCCAGAAUCGUACUUUGACCGGAAGCAAAAUUAUUUUAUUCAGCUCCAGGCCGUAUGUGACAACUCUAGAAAAAUAAUCAAUAUUUUUGUUGGAUAUCCUGGUUCAACACAUGACGCCCGUGUCUUCAGCAAUUCGAAAAUUGGAAAACAUCCCGAACUAUUUUUAUCUGAAGGUCAAUGGAUUGCUGGAGACUGCAUACCCGGUCACAGACAAAGUUGUUACUCCCUUUCGCAGGAACUCCAACUUUGGCAAUGA
Molecule: messenger RNA, 849 nt
Organism: Folsomia candida
Lineage: Eukaryota; Metazoa; Arthropoda; Collembola; Entomobryomorpha; Isotomidae
Product: protein ANTAGONIST OF LIKE HETEROCHROMATIN PROTEIN 1-like
Exons: 2
Coding region: 1-849 (282 amino acids)
Source: RefSeq, a predicted model, not a curated record